Verticillium alfalfae VaMs.102 is the source of this 2016-nucleotide messenger RNA. RefSeq names its product heavy metal tolerance protein. Gene Ontology annotation, biological process: transmembrane transport. The coding region runs from base 1 to 2016 and encodes 671 amino acids. Gene Ontology annotation, molecular function: ATP hydrolysis activity; ATP binding; ABC-type transporter activity. Lineage: Eukaryota; Fungi; Ascomycota; Sordariomycetes; Glomerellales; Plectosphaerellaceae. Gene Ontology annotation, cellular component: membrane. The transcript has a single exon. The record is from RefSeq and is a predicted model, not a curated record.
AUGGAUUCCUUCGAAUCGAGCCCGCAGACUGAGCCACUUCUUGGUAGUAGGCGAGCAGCAAACGAUUACGGUGCCCAUAAUGCCUCGAGAAGCUUGCCUCCGGAUUGCGACACGGGCGGCCGCCCAAGUUUACACGACACUGAGAACGACUUGAAGUACAAUACCGACCAUGAUUCCGAAUCUGAUUCUUGUUCCGGUUCCGAGUCUGAGUCGGAACACGAGAUUAAGAAGAGGCGGGCUGAGCGACUUCGUCAGGUUGGCGGCUGGCGAGGCUAUCUGAAAGAUUUCACUAUCUUUGCGCCCUACCUCAUACCGAGUAACGAACCUAGGGUCCAGACCUGCAUACUCGUCUCGCUCUUGACGCUGGCGGGCCAGCGCGUCCUCAAUAUCGCCAUUCCACACCAACUGGGCGUCGUCGCAGACAAGCUUUUGGGUCGCGAGCCACCUUACCGCGAAUUGUUGAUCUGGCUCAUACUCAGCAUCUUGAAUGCAAAAUCAGGCCUCGGUUUGAUUCAAGAACUUGUUAAGGUCCCAAUCAAGCAGUUUUCGGAACGCCGUGUUACAGAUGCUGCUUUCUCUCAUGUCAUGAACCUUUCAAUGGAUUUUCACUCUGAAAGGGACUCGGCCGAGGUCAUGAAGGCCCUAGAGCAGGGAGGAGCCCUGAUGAGCAUUAUGGAAACUGCCGUCAACGAAAUCCUGCCCACGGUGGUAGAUCUCACAAUGGCUAUCGGGGUGCUGUACUGGAAAUUCGGCAUCUACGCUGCGGUACCUAUGGUGUUCGCCUUUGCCUCCUUCCUUGGCCUCGAAAUUACAUCGUCGAGGUGGAACGUUGAGCCACGUCGUCAAUCCGCCAAGGCCGACCGCGAGCAGGCCAAGGUUAUGCAUCAAGCUGUGCAGGGUUGGACGACGGUGUCGCAUUUCAACAUGUUCGACUACGAGCGCAGGCGAUUCGGACAAGCAUUGGAAGCCAAGCUCAAGGCGACCUGGACAUGGAGUUUGCGCAACAUAUGCACAGAAGGCCUUGUCGAGCUACUGGAGCCCUUCACCUUUUUCACGCUGUCUUGCAUCGUUUUUUACGAAGUUUCGCAUGGUCGUGCCAAGACAGGCGACUUUGUCUUCUUGAUCGAGUAUUGGGGCUAUCUCAUUUGGCCGCUAAAGUUUCUUUCGCAAAACUACCGUUGGAUGAUGGCUGAUUUGAUUGAUGCUGAACGCCUGCUGUACCUCAUGCAGGCUAAGCCGACAAUCGUCGACUCUGAGGACGCAUACCCAAUCGGGCAUGUCGAAGGAAAUGUCAACUUUGAGAGCGUACGCUUCUCCUACGACUCCGUCAGAGACAUCGUUAAAGGUGUCAGCUUCUCUGCACUACCGGGCCAGACCGUCGCCAUCGUGGGCGCGACAGGCGCUGGAAAAUCAUCAGUCACCAAGUUACUGUUUCGUUUCUACGAUGUUACAGGGGGCCGGAUCACCAUCGAUGGUCAUGACAUACGAGACAUCACUCUCGAUUCGUUAAGGACCACUUUAGGGGUUGUGCCACAAAGUCCCAUGCUCUUCAAUGGUACUAUCAUGGACAAUUUGCGGUACGCAAGGCUCUCUGCAACCGACGAGGAUAUUUAUUCCGCUUGCCGAGCAGCUGCAAUUCAUGAGAGCAUCAUUGGCUUUCCGGAUGGAUAUGGCACCAAGGUGGGUGAGCAAGGAAUGAAGCUUUCUGGUGGCGAGACGCAGCGUCUGGCUAUUGCCCGCAUUAUUCUCCGAGAUCCCCAGAUCCUUGUCCUCGACGAGGCGACUAGCGCAGUGGAUACAAACACAGAAUCGAUGAUUCAAAGCGCCUUGGAAGCCUUCAAGUCUGAUCGCAAACGAACUACCUUCGUUAUUGCCCACCGACUUUCGACAAUUGUCGGGGCUGACCAAAUCCUAGUGAUGGACAAAGGACUGCUGGUUGAGAAAGGGACACAUGAGGAGCUUCUGAGAACCGAUACCAUGUAUAAGACACUCUGGAGCAAACAGCUUGCGCUAUGA